UGGCUCCCAUAUACUUGGUUUGGUAGCAGGCAGGUACACACCAGCAAUAAAUUUUGCCAUAAAAUUCAUGUUGUGUUCUUUUCCUUGAAGAAGUUGAAUGUUCUUUAAACAUUAAACAUGUAGCCCUACUAAAAAACUUAAAUACUUAUUUGUUUAGAAAUACUAAAAAUUCAUUUUCACGACUAUCUACUUAAUUUUCAAUAUUUUCUCAUUAUUUUCUAAACUAUAUUUUUCAACUCAUAAAAUUUGAAACUAUUGUUUCAAAAUUAUUAUUUUCGAAACAAAAAUCAUUAAGCUCCUUAGUUUUUUGAACUUUGGAGUUUUGCUACUAUGCAUUUGUUAUAAAGAUCAAUGUCGAGUUUGAUUUUUUUCAAAUAACAUUUUGACACAAAAAGAGCAAAUCCAAUUCCAUGGAGUUAGACAAGCAUUUGGCUAAAGCCUAUAAUUAUUUUGACUCGGAUUAUUAAGUAGGGUAAAGAUUCCACAAUAUUCUAUAGCUAUAUUUGUUUCUUUCUAUGAUGCAUCUAGUACUAAGUCAUAUUAUUUUAAUAUGAGCAAAACAAAAAGUAGACAGCGAUAUAUAUAAAUAUAUAUUUAAUUCAUAUGCAUAUUGAUCAUUUUCUUCCCAUAUUAUUGUACCUUUCUCUCCUCUAUUAUCUCUCAACUCAUUUUAAAAACUCCCAUACAUUGUCUCUAUUUGCUUGUUUUUUCCUUGCUUGUCCAUAUUCACUCAACUGAUAGACAAUAAAAUAUCAACGCAAUGAUGUGAUAGAAAUUAUAUAUUAUAUGUGGUGAUUGUGAUUUUGAUUUUCAUGUUUUACACUUAGUAGGAAAAUAUCAAAUAUAUAAAACUAGUGAACUUAAAAAGUCCAAAUCUACCAAUUUGCUUAAAAACACCCCUGUGAUUAAGUACUAACCAAACCGAUCAGAUAAGAUUUUACAUAAAUGGUUUUUGUUUUUCAAACCCACCAUGAACAUGACUAGAUGAGCUAGCUCAAGUAAUUGGAUGACUGAGUGUGUACGAGUGAGUAGUCUGAAUUCAAGCAAAUAUAAGUCACUUUUUUGUGUGUGGAAUAUGCAGUAUGGUCAAAGUUUGGACUCUUACUUGGACUCAGAAUUUACAUUUGAUAAAGGGCCUGGUCAUCCUCCAACCACCAUAGUCUUUGGGCCCAAAUUUAUGGAAUCCAAAUUGUAUCAGCUCUCCCCACCAGAGGAUUUGGUUCUUGGGAUGUCAUUGAUUCGACCAAUCAAUCUCUCAGUCGCCAUAUUAUCACCAGAAGACCAACCGUCCAAAGAGAAGUAUGGAUCAGUUAAUAGAGUCUUCAUCCUUUGUGACCAAGACAAUGUGAUCAAGCCCAGUUUCCAGGAGUGGAUGAUCCAGAACAACCCACCUGAUGAGGUCAAGGUGAUCAAUGGUUCAGAUCAUAUGGUCAUGUUCUCCAAACCAGUGGACCUAACUUGCUGCCUCCAGGAGAUUGCUCAGAAAUACUCUUAAAAGAAUUCAAUCUGUGUGUUUGUAAUUACGUAUAUUUAUCUGUACUUUACUAUGCUAUGCAUGCAUGGAUCAAAUAACAAGGUCAUAGAAAGAAAUUUGAAAAGUUGCACAAUA
Humulus lupulus (European hop) is the source of this 1609-nucleotide messenger RNA. Its product is annotated as methyl jasmonate esterase 1-like. Gene Ontology annotation, biological process: jasmonic acid metabolic process; salicylic acid metabolic process. The transcript has 2 exons. The record is from RefSeq and is a predicted model, not a curated record. The coding region runs from base 1007 to 1495 and encodes 162 amino acids. Gene Ontology annotation, molecular function: methyl salicylate esterase activity; methyl jasmonate esterase activity; methyl indole-3-acetate esterase activity. Lineage: Eukaryota; Viridiplantae; Streptophyta; Magnoliopsida; Rosales; Cannabaceae.